Cephus cinctus (wheat stem sawfly) is the source of this 4644-nucleotide messenger RNA. It is a transcript of the gene Atg14, whose product is annotated as beclin 1-associated autophagy-related key regulator. The coding region runs from base 629 to 2155 and encodes 508 amino acids. Gene Ontology annotation, biological process: cellular response to starvation; autophagosome assembly; mitophagy. The transcript is spliced from 10 exons. Gene Ontology annotation, cellular component: phosphatidylinositol 3-kinase complex, class III; extrinsic component of omegasome membrane; mitochondria-associated endoplasmic reticulum membrane contact site. The record is from RefSeq and is a predicted model, not a curated record. NCBI's taxonomy places the organism in Eukaryota, Metazoa, Arthropoda, Insecta, Hymenoptera, Cephidae.
AACUGGUUUAAACCGUUUAAACUAUCUAGUCAACAUGACGGACAUGACGUAUUUUAACAAUGUGGUAACAACGUGUCUACUCUCAACCUUAAAUUUAUAUAAUCUUCAUAAAGCUACAUUUAUUUUUCAAAAUACAAUACAUCAUGAAAUUAUCAUAAUUCAAGCAGUCGUCGAUAUGUUCAAUUUAUUGAGCAAUCAAUUUAAACUUACAUCAUCGCGCUACAAAAUCCAGAAGAAACAAACCCAUUGACUAAUAAUGACUCAAUAGUGGAGCAUAUAUGAAUAAUUAUUAAUAUUCUGUAUGAUGUAUUAUAUUAUAAACAUUAAUAUCGUCAUAACUUCAAGUAAAUACGAUAUGCCAGGAUUGUGGUAUUCUUAGGUCAACAUAGCUCUAACGGUAACCAAGUGAAAGCAGACUCCUACCACGUCGUGGCUAUGGAGUGCGCGAGACUAAAUUCAAGUUUAUUUUCGCUGUUGUUUGACGGUCGCACAACCAAUAGCACGUAAUUAUUUAACGAGGGUGAAGAUUUCGGGUGAGCGAAGAGUCGAACAUGUGAGAGAGCACAUUCCAAGAAAGUGGAUUGCGUUCAAAGUGGCGCGACAUCGCAAACGAAUAUUGGAUCAGCUGAUGAGUGGCAACAGACGAGCGCAGACGAGCGCAGACGAGCGAAGCCCAUUGUUCUUAUUCUUGGUUAUGGCGACAAGCAGCUCUGAUGGUUCUUGUGCAGCACCUGCAGAUUUUCAACUUUCCUCAGAGCUAGAAGACGUUUCAAGUCGACUGAGUGUUAACUUGUUGAAGUGUCCCCUUUGCCACAACAGCCGACGCAUUUUCUAUUGCAGACAAUGUAUCCAAAAUGGGGAUUUCGUUCAUUCUACUUCUGUUUACUCUGAACGUGACAAAAAUGUUUUCAGGUUUGCGGAUAAACAAUUACGGUUGUUACGGUUGAAGGCUGCCAGAGCACAAUUAGAAGAAAAGUGUAUGAAAGCUCUUGAAAAACAUAAACAAAGGGAUAAGCUGAUAUGUGAUAUAAAUACAUGUAAAGAGCGAGUACGACUUCUUCAGUCACUAGUCAAUGAGACAAGGCAAAGUAUAAACAGAGGUAAUCAACGGCUGAACAUUUUGAAAGAUGUAAACUCUCAGCUGGCCCUAAGAUUGCCUAGACACGAGGAACGUGUAGAGAAGCUGCAUCACUUUGUUGCUGGGUUAAGAGUUAAACAGGGGAAACAAAAAGAAGCUGUUGACAGAAAGAGACAACAGCUUAAGAAAGUUAUCAGAACUGCAGCGAAGCAGUUAAUCCAAUAUAUAUUUCCAUUGACUCAAGUUCAGCCUAAUAGAAGUUUAUGUAGCAGCGAAGAUGAGAGUACAAGUGUGGAUGUAGUGACUUGUGCGCUGGCUGAUGCUUCAGGUACUUCUUAUGUAAGAGGAAGAUGGAUUAAUGAUACAGAAAAUAGUUUGGAAAUGCAACACCGAAUUGUAGCUCCAACUUUACCUGGAACUGGUGACUAUAGUGCUUAUUCACUCUGGGUGGCAGCAAAUAAGGAUGGUGUACCUGGUGGAAACAAAGAAGAUGCGAUGCACAAUCCGGCGUACAACAUUAGUGCUGCUCUAACAUAUGCAACACAAUUGGUUAAUAUUAUUGCAUAUUACGUGAAUGUUAGACUUCCCUACAAGCUUCCAUACGGUGAAUUCUGUGGUAGUGAAAUGUCAGAUCAGAAGUUUGCCAAGAAAGUUGCAAGGCUCAAUAGUAACGUGCUACACCUAUGUUUUACACAAAACACUGAUAUCGCAGUUUUGCAUCCCAUGCACACGUUGCAAAACCUAAUGCAUUUGCUCAACACGGAAAUCAGUGAUCUCGGAAGGAUUGGACCAAUGGAGGUGGAUCCUAGUAUAGUCGCCCAAUUACAUGGUCAACUCGUUCCUGAUCUUGAAAACAGUGACGAUUCUGCUUCUGACGAAGAGGAAGAUGCCAUCAAUUGGGAAUGGGAAGCGGUGCCAAAUGUUGCCUGUCCCGAAAUGCCUCUUCCCAUACCAGGCUCUAUGACUAGCCAACAAUCAUCUAGUAUGCAGGUGAACCAAAGUGUCGCGGGUGGUUUAGUAACGAGUGCAGCAGCUAGUAUUGUUUCCAUUUGGCGUGGCUGGACAACCAACAAAUAGAUUAUUAUAAUUUCGAGUUCUUUUAGCGUAUCCUGUUCUUUAUGAUCAUUCAUCGAGAAGUAUACGCAAUAAUUCAGUAUUUGAAGAUUGUUGGAUACGAUAGAAGGAAUUAAAUUGACGGUGUUACUCUGUCAUUUUUCCGAACAAUUUUAUCUGCAGCUGAUAACCAAAUCAGUUUGUAUAAAUCAGGAGAGAAUGUGUGUAUAAAUAAUAUUGCCACCACGUUUUUUUUAACCUGAUGAAGAGAGAAUGUGAGAGAGGAUCCAGAAAAUCGUAUGGCUAGUGAAUGAUAAACCAUAAAUUUACUGUGAAAAUAUACUCGCUGGCUAGAGUAUUGCCGAUGUGUCCUCUUCUCUUUAUUCAAAUACUGUUUUUGUGAUACGACUCAGCAUUACUUUAAUACGGCGACGGAGAAUACCAACGUUACUGUUCUCAACAAAUUUCAUAUAAUGGAUAAUCCAAACCUUUGAGGUACACUAGACAAAUUCUAUAGAAAUAGCGGAGUCUUUUUAUUAUACAUGUGAACGUAUACCAUUACACAAAUGAUAUUUAGUUUAUACUUCCAUUCACAUUUCCGUCAGUUAUUAUACCACCGUAAUGAUUAGUAAUACUAAGUUAUAUUUUUAUGAGUCCAUCGUUAUUCCUUGUUUAUGCAUCUGACAAUUCAUUUGGAUGAAAAGUUAUCGUCAAUUGCGGAUAAACUUAUUUAAUGCUGUAUAUUUUUUAUGAUUUUGCAAUCUCGUAAAGUAUGAGAUUUCUCGUAGAAUUAACGUUACGAAAGGAUUGCAUGAUUCCAAGUUGAUUCCGUGAAUUAGUUCUUGAAACGACAUGUAUAAUUUUGCAGUGGUAUACAACACUCAUUGAUUUUGCUCGGUACGUUGUUUUUUGCAACUUUCACUUUCGUUCUCUUCAUACAACGUGCAAUCAAAUAAAUCAAGAAUGAUCUUGCUACUUAAAGACUACUAAGUAAACUUGUCUACUUAUUUUAUAUGCUAAGUCCUUGCUGCUUUGAUUAUCUUAGCAAUAUAAUACGAGUGGUUUUGUGAUUCUUGUGUCUUAUUACGCAUAUUGAGCUAUGUGCAUAUUUUUUUACAAUCACGUCAUUGAGAAUUAAGCGAUCGGCGAAAGGCGCUUACUCGUUGACAAUAUAAAUGAAAUAAAGUUGAAAAUUUUGUAUUACAUUGAAUAUUUUUGGUCUCAUUAGGUUAUUAUAUGAUACCAUAAGAUUAUAAGACAGUUUAUGAAUAUUUUGUAUUCGCGUAUUUAAGAUGGCUCGAUAUAUUUAAAAGUGACGUAAAAUAAACAUUUUAUAUCUUAAGUUAUAACGUUAUCAUUUGAGUACGACCACGAGAAGAGUAAAAGAAUAAUAAUAACUUUUUAGAAGUAAUGACAAAUCAAUAUUGUAAAUAGUUAUAACUGCAUUCACAACAUUGCAUAUAUACGUGGGAGGUAGUUGACUGAUUAACAAUUUUUACAAUGAAUAGUGCGACUAUAACAAUUCAAAACAAGUUCAGAUUAUUUUUUUAUAGUUAGAAAAUUGCGUUGUUUAAUUUUAAGAACGCCGAAAAAAUAAAUAGAUAAUAAACAUUGUGCACUAGUUAUGACAAAGAUGAAAAAAGAGAAAGAAUAUUGCAUUGUUAUUCAAGUUUUUCAUACAAUCCACAAAUCAAAUUGUCACGCGAGCAAUAAAACACGAGAACGAAUCUGUAAAAGAAAUAUAGUGUAAUCAACUAAAAGUACGCGGCUCUUGGGCGUAAUUUAAUUGAGAUUUAGUUAAACUCCGCAGUACGAAUUCUCGAGUUGAUAUUUAUUAAAUGGACACAUGUAUAUAUAGUGAAAUGUGAUAACAAGUUUCUUCAACGAUUAAAAAUAAUCUUUAUGUACAUCGUGAGAAGUAACACUAUAUGCUAAACUAGUAAUUAUAGAGCAACGACUCGGUGAGAGUUAUACAUAUAUUUUAAAAACUAUGUUCCAUUGGAAGAACAGUUUUCCGAUGUUGCAAUUCUUCUGCAUUACAGAAAUACCAAUUGUGGACUCGCUCUAGUUGUAUCAUUUCGUAUAAUAGUAUAGACAGAUGGUUUACUUCUAAAAGAAAAUCACUUUUAUUUAUACAUCAGCACAAAAUUGUACGCAGUGUACAAUACAAUACGACAAGCAUACCAUAAUUUUCCCUUUUAUAAUGUUGAGCAACACUCUACCUUGUACUGAGUAUUGCUUGACAUAUUACGAAUCAUUGUCCCGAACCUUGUACAUAAGUUAAAAUGAAAGAUUUUGUAGAAAUGUCUUAGCGAUGUAGAGAGCCUACGAUAAUGAAGAAUAGAUGUGGUAUAUAGGCUAAAGCCGUUUUAAAAAUUGCAAUGUUAACGUUGUAUGAAAUGGCUAUGUUUUAUCUAAACAGACAAAGUUUUAAUGUGAUAUUUCAGACAAAUUAGAAUAUGUUUUUUUUAUUGUAAGUUAUUACGGGUUGUAAUAAAAUAUAUUCAACGAGA